CUUCUUUGGUCUGCAAGAUCAGAAGUGCAGGAAAACUUGCCUGCCUUGCCUAUGUCUUGAUCUGGGGGUGGUUUUUUGCUCGUGACCCUCCAAGAAAAUGGCGGUGAUGGGGGUGCAGCUUGUGGUCUCCCUGCUAGUGGCCAGCAUCAUGCAGAAGAUGGCCCCUCACUGGUCCUUCGCCCGGUGGAUCCUCUGCAAUGGAAGCCUGCGCCGGUUCAAACACCCCUCGGAAGAGGAGCUGCUCGCCCUCGCGGGGAAGCCGAGGCCGAAGGGGAAGAGGGAGCGGAAGAUCAACGGCAUCACCGAGGAAAAGCCUUCCUCCGUCCCCCGGGAUAUUGACCUUCGCUUGGACAGCAGCCCCAUCACGGCCGUGGACGCCCUGGUGCUGUGCUAUUUCCUGGAAUAUCAGUGGUACGUGGACUUUGCAGCGUACGCCACCGGGAUCUACGUCUUCACCGAAGGCUACUACUGCCUGGUUGACCCCCGGAAGGAAGCCAACAUUGGGAUUCUCUGGUGCUUGCUGGCGGUCAUCUUCUCCGUCAAAAUCUUUUUCACGGUGAUGACGCAUUACUUCCGAUCCAAGGAGGGGGGCGAGCGAUCGGUCUGCCUGGCCUUUGCUUUCUUCUUCCUCCUCGUCGCCAUGCUGGUCCUGGUCGUCCGCGAAGAGUACCUUGAAUUUGGCCUCGACGCAGGGCUGAAUAGCGUCCAUGACAACUUGGAGGUCUUCUUGAAGGGGCAAGGUUGGGACUGGACGGUCCCCGUGACCAAGCUGACCGUCAAGCUCUGCCUGGUGGCCCUCUGCUCAUUCCUCGGCGCCUGCCUGACCUUUCCAGGGCUGCGGCUGGCACAGACUCACCUGGAUGCCCUCAAGAUGGCCGCAGACCAGCCAGCGGUCCAGCUGCUCCUCCACGCCAGCUUCCUUGCACCCGUGGCCAUCGUGCUGAUGUGGGUCAAGCCCAUUUCCCGGGACCUCCUGCUCAACGCCCCCAUGGGGAAAGAGACCGUCCAAAUCCUUUCCAACGCUUCCUAUAAUUCGGUGCGCCUCUGGACCAUUGUAGCUCUGUGCCUCCUCCGCCUGGCUGUCGUGCGCUACCACCUGCAGGCCUACCUGAACCUCGCCGAGAGAUGGGUGGAGCAGAUGAAGAGGGAGGCCGGGAGGAUUGCCGUCCUGGAGAUCCAGCGGAAGAUCACCAGAAUCUAUUGCUACGUCACCGUGGUCAGUUUGCAGUACCUGGCCCCAAUCCUGCUCACCUUGCACUGCACGUUCCUCCUCAAAACGCUAGGCGACUAUUCCUGGGGGCUGUACCCAGAGCCCGCCCUGACCUCGCCAGCAGUGGAUGUGGUUCAUGCCCCCCAGGCAAGCCCCUCGGACGACGGGGGGACGGAGGACAUCCAGGCAGCGGUGGAGCAGAUCACGGGGGCCCUGGGGGCUUUCAGCACGGUCUUCACCCCACUUUUCUACCGGGGGCUUCUCUCUUUCUUCACCUGGUGGGUGUCUGCCUGCCAGGUCGUUGCCACCCUCUUCGGCCUGUAUUUCCACCAGCACCUGGCUGCGUCCUAACUGCAAGUUUUUCUGUGGGGAGCACUCCCUGGACGGGACAAACCAGAAGACCGCCCAGCCCCUUUGGGGUGUGACUGGCAGGAGAGCAGGCCGUUGCAAUUGGUCAGUUCCUGGUCAGGGCGCCGCCAACGGUAUUCUUGCGCUAUGCAGGCAGAGACCUUUUGAGAAGAAUCUUCUAGUGCCUGCUGCCAAUUUUGAUGAUCCACAGAACUGGCGCAACUUCUGCAGGAGGAUUUUGGCUGCCCCACGGCCGGAUCCUGCACUAUCAGAUCUUUGUGUGGGCUGGGGAGAUUUCCAACUGCGUUGCAGGCUGCUGAUCGGAGAAGUCAGCUGGCUGGGGAAUCUUAGCUUUCAUUAAAAAAAACUUUUAAAAUGGUAUCAAGUUUCUUGGUCCCAAGUUUCUAUAGCAAGUUUCUAGAUCUCAUGGUUGCAGAAGGGAUAAAAAGCCUGUCUGCUUGGCUGCAGCUGAGAACACGAUGCUGGACUAGAUGGGACAUUGGCCUGAUCCUGCAGACUCUUCUUAUACUC
Molecule: messenger RNA, 2089 nt
Organism: Lacerta agilis (Sand lizard)
Lineage: Eukaryota; Metazoa; Chordata; Lepidosauria; Squamata; Lacertidae
Gene: TMEM161A
Product: transmembrane protein 161A
Exons: 12
Coding region: 98-1561 (487 amino acids)
Source: RefSeq, a predicted model, not a curated record